UUGAAAACAUUUUCUAGUAAAGUUGAGAUCACGAGAAGUGCAAACAGCAGUAGAUUUUUAGUCCCCAACCAAGCACCUACAUCAUCACGAACCUCAGACCACGCAACUGCUACACGAACACCGUUACUUUUACUAUAUCAAUGAUGGGCCUCUUGGCUCAAACGGCACAGGCAUCUGCUCUUGCGGCACUGUCUAAUAUUCUUGCGCAGAUCAUAACGGCCUACCGUACAAACUCCCAUUUCCAGCUCGACUGGACACCCAUCCUGCGCUUCGUCAUAUUCAGUAUUCUCAGCACCCCACCCAACGUGCUAUGGCAAGAGUUCCUUGAGUCGAAGUUUCCUAGCAUGCGACCCAAGGACGAUCCUGGUGCAAAGAAGAGAGAGGAAGACACACCUACUGCAAUGAAGAAGAAAGAGCUGGACCCUGGCAACACUGCGACAAAAUUCUUGCUAGAUCAGAGCGUAGGAGCGGCGUUGAAUACCUGGGCUUUCAUCGCCUUCAUCAGAGGCGUAAACGGGGCGAGCAAAGGCGAGGUGUGGACUGCUGUUGUCGAGGAAUCAUACCCACUAUGGCUCGAUGGGCUAAAGGUAUGGCCCAUCGUGUCUUUGAUCAGCUUCACUGCCAUCCCGGUUGAGAAACGAGUCAUAUUUGGGAGUGUUAUUGGUGUAGCUUGGGGUAUCUACCUCAGCUUACUUACUGCAGACGUAUAAACAUAGCACAUCUAGUUUGUCUCACUUAGCUAGGCAUACCCGGGCGACAAUACCCACACAUUCAUAUGUCUGUGAACACUAGUCAGUGCUUACAUAAAUGAACAUUAUCUGAUC
Molecule: messenger RNA, 824 nt
Organism: Pseudovirgaria hyperparasitica
Lineage: Eukaryota; Fungi; Ascomycota; Dothideomycetes; Acrospermales; Acrospermaceae
Exons: 3
Coding region: 144-710 (188 amino acids)
Cellular component (GO): membrane; cytoplasm
Source: RefSeq, a predicted model, not a curated record